AUGGAACAGGACCAUUACACAGUCAAUCAGAUUCUGGCAGAGUCAGAUGAAUCAACACCACUCCUUGCCGGCUCUGCAGGUACCAAAAGCCGCGACGAAGAAAAAUGGAAGCCUGGCCCCGGCUUUGUUUGGAUAGAGAUUGCCAUCUUCUCGAACGUGUUUCUCUCUGGCUUCGACGGGACGAUCACGGCCUCGACGUAUGCCGUAAUCGGCUCCGAGUUCAAUGCGGCGAACACCAUAUCAUGGCUGACGACGUCCUAUUUGAUCACCAGCACCGCGUUUCAGCCGCUGUAUGGGCGGUUCUCUGACAUCCUGGGACGGCGGACGUGCUUCUUCACGGCAACGAUCACGUUUCUGCUGGGAUGCCUCGGGUGUGGGUUUGCUCCCGAUAUCAUCACGCUGAACUUGAUGAGAGCCCUAACUGGACUCGGGGGUGGGGGACUCAUGACCAUGGCCACAAUUAUCAACUCGGAUAUGAUCCCCUUCCAGGAACGAGGCAUGUACCAGGCCUGUCAGAAUGUCCUGCACGGAUUUGGCUCCAUCUGUGGGGCGUCCCUGGGUGGGCUUAUCGCAGACCACAUCGGUUGGCGAUGGUGCUUCCUCCUCCAAGUGCCUGCGUCGACAUUUGCUUUCGUCGUGGGGCAUUUCGUAAUCAAGAAGAAUGAAUCCAGAAAGUUAGUCGCGGACGAGGAGCAGUCGUCAGACUCCGGGAAGCUCGCUUCGAAAUGGGACCAGAUCGAUCUCUCAGGCGCCAUCCUCUUGGUCCUCGGCCUCUCUACGCAGCUGGGUGCCAUGACCAUGGGCGGGAAUAACUACCCUUGGAGUGAUGUCCGUGUCAUUGUCGCCAUGAUAUUGAGCGUGAUACUCAUCGUCAUAUUCGUUGUGGUGGAGCUCCGAACGAAGGCAGUCCCUGUGAUGCCCAUGUCCAUGUUACACGGGACUCUUGCCAUGUCAAAUCAGAUAAGUAACGUUUGUGUUGGCAUGGCUGCAUACUCAUUCCUCUUUAUCAGCCCCUUGUUCUUCCAAGUUGUUCUUCGGGACAAUCCUUCCGAAGCUGGUAUGCGUCUGGUGAUUCCUUCUCUGGCCACCCCAGCUGGAGGACUUCUUUCUGGCAUCGUCAUGUCUCGAUGGGGGCGGCUCAGCGAGCUCGUGAGGGCUGGCUGCUUCAUCAUGAUGCUGGGCAAUGGACUCGUGGCCUCUCUGCAGUAUCAGGAUGCAUCGUGGAAGUACAUUGUAUAUCUCUUUCCGGCGAAUUUUGGACAAGGGAUCUGCUAUCCCGCAAUUCUCUUCACCUUCCUGGCUGCCUUUGACCAUAGUUACCAAGCCGUCUCCACCUCAACGGUGUAUCUGUUCCGAUCCAUGGGCACGGUCUGGGGAGUGGCUGCAUCGUCGACAUUGCUGCAGAACAUCCUGGCACAGCAGCUCCCUUCGGCUCUAGAGGGCGUCACAAAUAAGGACGACUUGAUCGAUCAGAUCCGUCAUUCCGUUGCGGUCUUGGAUCGUCUGCCGCCGGAUGUGCAAUCGGCUGCGAGACAUGUGUACUACCGUGCCUUGAAAUAUGCCUACAUGGCCAAUACGGCCGUUGCAGCCGUUGCAUUGCUGUCGGCGUUCUUUGCUCGUGGGAAGAGCCUUCAUCGAAAAUAG
Molecule: messenger RNA, 1644 nt
Organism: Fonsecaea multimorphosa CBS 102226
Lineage: Eukaryota; Fungi; Ascomycota; Eurotiomycetes; Chaetothyriales; Herpotrichiellaceae
Exons: 4
Coding region: 1-1644 (547 amino acids)
Biological process (GO): basic amino acid transport; transmembrane transport
Cellular component (GO): fungal-type vacuole membrane
Molecular function (GO): basic amino acid transmembrane transporter activity
Source: RefSeq, a predicted model, not a curated record